This is a messenger RNA of Fusarium odoratissimum NRRL 54006, 438 nucleotides long. RefSeq lists its product as uncharacterized. The transcript has 2 exons. Bases 1 to 438 code for a protein of 145 amino acids. The record is from RefSeq and is a predicted model, not a curated record. NCBI's taxonomy places the organism in Eukaryota, Fungi, Ascomycota, Sordariomycetes, Hypocreales, Nectriaceae.
AUGCUUGAUCGUCUAAGCAAGGUUCCCGGGAAGCCUGGAGAUCUUGAUGGUGCAUACCAAGCCGAAGACAGUCGAAAUAGCCAGGUCUUUGUCUUCACAUCCUUUGGUGCUCACUGGCAUAUUCUGGUUGGUUAUAGGCGGCCACGGCUUGCAAGAGAGCAUUUGGGUAUGUCUGGUAUGAGCAAGACUGUAUAUGACUUCCAAAGAAUAUGGAGCGGACGGGUGUCAACUGAGCGUAGAGCGUGGGAGUUGCUUUCCUUGAUCGAUCAGAUACACCUUUGGGGCGUGACAGUCUUCAGAGAUUUUGUCAUACGACACUUAAAGCCAUGGCACGAGUUUGGAAAGCGAUGCUAUGUCAAUGAUAUCGACUUUACUACUUCUUCUUCUGAUAAGCGUAUCAGGAUUUUCGACGAGUCGGUUCGUUACUGGUUCCUGUAA